Chlamydomonas reinhardtii is the source of this 2800-nucleotide messenger RNA. RefSeq lists its product as uncharacterized. The coding region runs from base 480 to 2459 and encodes 659 amino acids. The record is from RefSeq and is a predicted model, not a curated record. NCBI's taxonomy places the organism in Eukaryota, Viridiplantae, Chlorophyta, Chlorophyceae, Chlamydomonadales, Chlamydomonadaceae. The transcript is spliced from 10 exons. Gene Ontology annotation, molecular function: endopeptidase activity; protein binding; serine-type peptidase activity. Gene Ontology annotation, biological process: proteolysis.
UACGCUCAACCAUGCAUCCGAAAUACGUCGCGUCCCACGGGCAAGUGCUGCGUCGGGCCCGACACUCAGCACACACAGCAGAUGGCAAGUCGCAGCUGCGGCUGCUGCCUGCCCCAAGGGCAUCACUCGGCAGCCAGGCGCCUUCUCGGCGGUCUGCAGACGUGGUGACCCAUGUGCCCCCUGUGCUCGGCGCGCCAGACGUCCCCCACCCGCCCAGCCAAGAGCUCACCCCCCUCGUCUCCGCGCAGCCACCUGUAUCAACAACAGCUUCAAUCCCGUCUAACAGCUCCACAACCCAGAAAGCAGCUGUGCCAUCGCCUUUCCGACCACUAGCAGCACAGCCCUCACGCCCACAGCCCUCCCGCUCACAGCGUGCCGCUCAGGCACUGCUCGCCGGACUGGCCUCGGCCGCAAUCACUCUGGCGCCGCUGGCGCAGCUUCUGCCGCCUCCGCCGCGAGCCCACGCCGAGGGAGAGCCGAUGCAGAUCCGAUUUCCGGCCAGCAAGGACCCGGAGAUUCGCGGCGCCCAGGAGAUUCUGGUGCAGGCCUGGGGCUAUGUGCGAGAGUACUUCUACGACCCCACCUUCAACCGGCAGGACUGGGACAAGCGCCUGCAAGAAGCGCUGGUUGCCACGUUCAAGGCCCGAGAUCGCGGCGAGGCGCUGAAGCAGGUGGAGGUGAUGCUGGGGUACCUGGGAGACCCCUUCACCCGCGUGCUACUGCCGGGCGGCAGCGGUAGCGGCAGCGGCAGUAGCAGCAACAGCGGCGGCAGUAGCGAGGAGUUCACGUCGGCCAUGCAGGCCAAGAUCAUCACCACGGGGCUGCUGGUGGGGCGCAACGAGGGCGCCGGGGGGCCACUCCGCGUGGAGGUCGUGUUGGCGGGGAGCCCCGCCGAAGCUGCGGGGGUGCGCGAGGGCGAUGAGGUGGUGGCGGUGAACGGGCGGCCGGUGGGACACAGCCCCGACAGCGCGCUGCUCGACGCGCUGAGUCAGGACCUUAAGGUGGACAUUAAGGUGCUGCGACGGGAGCGGCAGCAGCAGCAGCAGCAGCAGCAGGCAGGGGCGGCAGUUGCAGGCGCAGAGGGGGCUGGGGGCGGAGGAGGCGGGGACGGCGGGACGGCUGUAGCAGGGCCGGGCGGCAAGCGCGGGGCGGUCCGCGCGGCGGCGCUGGCGUCCGGUGCUAGCGCUACUGGUGGUGCUGGUGCUACUGCCGCGCCGGCAUUGCCCAGUGGUUCUGGCCUUGGGAGCGGUGGCGGGGGCGGGGGCACUGGCGGCGGGGGCGGGGGCGUGCUUGUGGCGGAGGCGCGCGAGGUGCGGUCCGGGCCGGAACCCCUCGACUUCGCCGCGCCGCCAGCAGCAGCCUCGCCUGCAGCGAGCAGCGCGACGCGGAGCAGCAGCAGUAGCAGCAGCAGCGCCAGCAGUAGCAGUAGCAGUAGCAGCAGCAGUCGUGGCAGUAGCAGCAGCUCGGCCUACGCGCUGUCCACCCGGUUCCUGGACUUCCACCUCACGCCCGGCCCAGUCGACUACGUGCCCGUGCAGUUCGCCGUGCUGCAGGGGCCCGGCAGUAGCAGCAGCGGUAGCAGCAGCAGCAGCAGCAGUGGUGCCGGCAGUAGCAGUGGCGGUAGCAGUGGGGCAGCAGGGUACGUGCGGCCCUCGGCUGCGCGGGUGGGCUACAUCCGCAUCGUGGCCUUCACGGACAACGUCGCUCAGGACGUGCAGGCGGCACUCGCGGAGCUGCAGGCCGCCGGCUGUGGCUCCUGGCUGCUGGACCUGCGCGAGAACCCCGGCGGCAUCGUGCGCGAGGGGCUGGACGUGGCGGAGCUGCUGCUGCCGCCCGCCGCGCCCUUUGCGGUGGUCACGGGCCGCAGCGGCCAGCCGGUCACCCAGUACCUGUCGGAGGACUCCCGGGCGCUCAUCUACGGACAGCCCAUAGCGGUGCUGGUGGACCGCUACAGCGCCUCCACCUCGGAGCUGCUGGCGGGCGCACUGCGCGACAACGCCCGGGCGCUGCUGGUGGGGGAGAGGACGUUCGGAAAGGGCCGCACGCAGUGGGUGGUGGAGCUGAGCGGCGGCGCCACACUGCUGGUGUCCACCGACACCUACACCACCCCCGCCCUCCGACCCGUGGACCACGUGGGCCUGCCCCCCGACCUCACCUGCCGCGUGGCGCGGCCGCCGCCCCCCGUCACCGCCGCCUCCAAAGCUGCCCGUGCUGCUGCUGCUGCUGCUGCAGCUGAUGCUGCUGCUACAGCCGCCGGUGCUGGGGAUGCUGGUGCUACAGCCGCCGGCGGCGGGGGUGCGGGUGUGGAGGUGGCGCGGUUCGGGGGGAGCGGCGUGGUGUUGCAGCGGGGGUUCGGGGCGGCGGAGGUGCGGGAGGAGAUGCGGGUGGGGGACGUGGGGUCGCUGCAGCGGGACGCCUGCGUGCGGGCGGCGGUGGCCAAGCUAAGCCGGGCGGCGUAGGCUGCUGGCGUAGGUGUGCGCGAUGGGACAGGGUUUAUGUAGGUUGGCGAGGUCCCGUAGGGUGCAGCUGACGCCCAUACCCCAGCAGAUGGCAAGCAAUUUGCAGCGGCAGAGCAGUAGUGCAUGGCUGGUCGAACGCCGGAGUUACUGUGAUGGCGCAGGUGGCGGGCGCUGGGCUGGUCGGGCAUUCCGCACAUACGUGUCGCAAAUGGUUGUAAAGUUGACGUGCGUAGCACACUGACACGCAUGGAUGAUUGGAUGUUUGCUUGCGCUGCCAGUAGGGAGGCCGUAUAUGUACGUACACACACGGCGAUGCGCCCUUUCUGUAAUGAGUUAUCGAG